UGUACUAGAAAGUGAGGGUUGCAGUUGAAUUUAAUUAUUUAGUUAUUUAAAGUAAGGUUUUGAAAGCUAUUAUGGAUGACGAAGAGGAGACUUACCGACUGUGGAAAAUUCGGAAAACGAUUAUGCAGCUUUGCCAUGACCGAGGCUUUUUGGUGACACAAGAUGAGUUGGAUCAAACUUUGGAUGAGUUUAAAAGUCAGUUUGGGGAUAAGCCUAGUGAGGGUCGCCCACGACGGACCGACCUCACCGUGCUUGUAGCCCACAACGACGACCCAACAGACCAAAUGUUUGUCUUCUUUCCCGAGGAAGCAAAAGUUGGCAUCAAAACCAUCAAAAUGUACUGCCAGCGUAUGCAGGAGGAGAACAUCACACGCGCCAUCAUUGUAGUACAGAUGGGCAUGACGCCAUCCGCGAAACAGUCUCUGGUUGACAUGGCCCCUAAAUAUAUCCUUGAACAGUUUCUUCAGCAAGAACUUCUAAUAAACAUCACAGAGCAUGAGCUGGUACCUGAACACAUAGUGAUGACCAAGGAGGAAGUGACAGAGCUUCUUGCGCGAUAUAAACUGAAAGAAAGCCAGUUACCCAGAAUCCAGGCUGGAGACCCAGUGGCUCGCUAUUUUGGUCUGAAAAGAGCACAGGUAGUGAAGAUCAUUAGGCCAAGUGAAACUGCUGGAAGAUACAUAACAUACAGACUUGUCCAGUGAUGAAGUGGAGGCUGUCUGCUGAUGCUCCAGAACAUUCUGGAAGAUGUACUAGUGUCACCACCAUUUCACAGAGAUUUGGAUUAAGUAUUACAGAAAUAGCAAACAAUUUUUUAUCAGGAGUAUUUUAUCAGGAGCAGAAGCAAAAGG
Chanos chanos (milkfish) is the source of this 851-nucleotide messenger RNA. Its product is annotated as DNA-directed RNA polymerases I, II, and III subunit RPABC1-like. The record is from RefSeq and is a predicted model, not a curated record. NCBI's taxonomy places the organism in Eukaryota, Metazoa, Chordata, Actinopteri, Gonorynchiformes, Chanidae. Bases 72 to 704 code for a protein of 210 amino acids. Gene Ontology annotation, biological process: tRNA transcription by RNA polymerase III; transcription by RNA polymerase II; transcription elongation by RNA polymerase I. The transcript is spliced from 8 exons. Gene Ontology annotation, molecular function: DNA binding. Gene Ontology annotation, cellular component: RNA polymerase III complex; RNA polymerase I complex; RNA polymerase II, core complex.